Molecule: messenger RNA, 2460 nt
Organism: Entamoeba dispar SAW760
Lineage: Eukaryota; Evosea; Mastigamoebida; Endamoebidae
Product: PH domain leucine-rich repeat-containing protein phosphatase, putative
Exons: 3
Coding region: 1-2460 (819 amino acids)
Molecular function (GO): protein binding
Source: RefSeq, a predicted model, not a curated record
AUGACACAUCAACAAUUGAAAAUAUAUAAAAAAUUUAAUGAAAAUCUCUCUAAAGUCCCUUCUGAAGUUAUAAAACUUGGUAGCUCAAUAACUACAUUAGACUUAAGUUUUAAUGUUUUUACUGAAAUUCCUUCGUUAGAUAAGUUUAAGUCAUUAGCUAACUUAGUAAUGAGUUCAAAUAAAAUAUCUGUAAUACCUCCUCAUCUCUUUAAAAUUACGUCAUUAAAGAAACUUAUUCUUUCACAAAAUAAUCUUUAUGAACUUCCUUUAAAUAUUUCUAUAUUAUCUAAUCUUACUUGCUUAAAUUUAUCACAGAACAAGUUAUCAAAAAUUCCUCCAUCUAUUUCUUCACUUAUUAAUUUGAAAAUAUUUUCAUUAUCAACAAAUAAUCUUUCAACUCUUCCAAAAAGUCUUUCUCGUUUAACUUCUUUAACUAGUUUUGAAAUAGAUCACAAUAAUCUUACUGAUUUACCAGGAUGUGUUUGCGAAAUGAGUUCAUUAGUGACACUAAAUGUUAGUGGUAAUGAUAUACAAAAAUUCCCUAUGGCUAUAACUAAAUUACAAGGAUUAAAAACGUUAACUGCUCAAUACAUUAGAUUAAAAGAACUUCCUAGCUUUUUUUCUAAAUUCCCUUCAUUAAUCAAUUUAGAUUUGGACUGUAAUCCUUUAACCUCAAUGCAACUUAACUCAAGUAGCUCAAUCAAAAAUCUUACUUUAGGAGAAAUAGUACUUAAAUCUCUUUCUUUACAAAACUAUUCUAAACUUUUCAGAUUAAACAUUCUUUCUGGUAAUAUCUCUGAACUAAAUGAACUUCCUCGAAUGAGCAUUAUGACUAUUGAAAAUAUUCACUUAAAUUCAAUUCAUUACUUCCCUGAAGUUAAUGAAGUUUCUCUCGCAAAUAAUAAUUUGAUAAAUAUCCCACAACUCAACACUUCAUUACAUACUUUAAAUAUUAGAAAUAAUAAAAUUGCUUCUCUUCCUUCAUUAUUCCCUUUUCAAUUAACUCGUAUUGAUAUAUCUCAAAAUUUAAUUUCUUCGGUCCCCUUAUUAAACACUGUUAUUCGUACUUUAUUACUGACUUCAAACAAAAUUGUUGAAUGGCCUAAAUCAAUGAAAGAAUUAACGUGUCUUCGACAUUUAGAUUUAUCAAACAAUAAAAUUCAAUUUAUUCCUAAUGACUAUAUCUCAACCUUAGUUAACUUGGAACGUUUAAUUCUUCACUUUAAUUAUUUAUGCUUUUUACCUCCAGCAAUUGGCUCAUUAAGCAAACUUAAAUUACUUGGAUUAAGUCAUAAUAGAUUAACUCAAUUUCCUGUUUGUCUUGGGACUCAGUUAACUUCAUUAAUGAUUUCAUCUAACUCAAUAUCUGUAAUACCAGAUUAUAUACGUUCUUUAAGUUUGGUUGAAAUAGAUAUCAGUUAUAACCAAUUAAUAACACUUAGUCCAUUAUUAUUGAACACAACCCUUAAAGAUAUUAAUAUCAGUUACAAUCCUCUUCAAACUCUUCCUUCAAAAAUAAAUCAAAUAAAAUCUCAUCGUAUUAAUAUUUCAGGAUAUCCAGUAAGUAACAUAGAGUUAUUGAAAGAAAAACAAGGGGGUCCAAUUAUUGUUUUAACAGUUCAACGUGAGAAUGGGAUAAUGACUUUACCAAUUCAAAGUUAUGAUGAAAUACCAGAACCUAGUGAUUUGGUAUGUAAUCAAAUUAGUCCUUGUCAAAACCAAAUUGAAUUUGGAUUAGCUGAAUGUAAGGGAUGUCGUGAUGAAAUGCAAGAUUUUAUGUGUUUCUCUGAAAAUUUUGUUCAAAAAGGUAAUUAUUUUACUGCUAUUUGUGAUGGUCACAGUGGUGUUGUUACUGCACAAACAUGUGCUUCUCAAAUUAUGAUGACUUUAGAGAAUAUUUUAAAAUCAAAUGAACAAUAUAGUAUUAAAGAUUCAUUAAUCCAAGCAUUCACUUGUAUUAACUCCAGCAUAAUAGAAAAGGGGUACAAAGAUGGAACUACUUGUUUGUGUCUUGUUAUUACAGAAAAUAUCUUUUAUAUUGCCAACAUUGGUGAUUGUCGUUGUUUAUUAAUUGGAGAUGAUUAUUUUUUGCCUUUAACUGUGAGCCACAGACCGUCUAACAAAACUGAAUACAAAAGAAUAAGGGAAAAUGGUGGGUUUGUUAUUGGUAACAGAACAAAUGGUGGCUUGGCAGUCUCAAGGUCUUUAGGAGAUUCAGUUAAUCAACCAAUUAUUUCACCCAUUCCUGAUGUCGUUGUUCGUCAAAAGAGUCCUACCGAUAGAUAUUUAGUACUUGCUUGUGAUGGUGUUUGGGAUGUUAUGAGUGAUGAAAAAGUUUAUUCAAUUAUUAAACAAUACUCAAGAUACCACCCAACCAAGACAGCAAACGUUAUCAAAGACCUUUCACUUUGUUUUGGAAGUACCGAUAAUAUUUCUUGUAUCGUAUGCAAACUUAAUUAG